Molecule: messenger RNA, 860 nt
Organism: Drosophila elegans
Lineage: Eukaryota; Metazoa; Arthropoda; Insecta; Diptera; Drosophilidae
Gene: Polr3I
Product: DNA-directed RNA polymerase III subunit RPC9
Exons: 4
Coding region: 33-752 (239 amino acids)
Biological process (GO): transcription initiation at RNA polymerase III promoter
Cellular component (GO): RNA polymerase III complex
Molecular function (GO): nucleotide binding
Source: RefSeq, a predicted model, not a curated record
UAUGCGGUCACACUUAUUGUCGGCGACUCAAAAUGGAAACGAUUAAUCCCACAUUCUCGUACCUCACCAAUUUGGAGGUAAUGCAGAUUCUGCAGAAGAUCAAGAGCACCAAAAAGAAGUUUGGCAUGCGCAACUUGGCCACGGUUACCUAUGAGGCGCUACAGUAUCUGGAGGAGUCGCCCUGCAAAACCCAGUCCCGCGAGAACAUCGUCAACUAUGUGAAAGACCUUGCUUCGUAUCGCCUUAAGUCCCACGAGAUCCUGCAAAUGAUCAACGAUCCGCCGACAAGUGCCCUCCACACGCAGCUGCUUAUCGACGACAACAAGGCUCCACUUACCGAUGAGGAGAACGAGAAGAUCAUCCAGCUGAGCUACAAGCACUUUCAUGGAGCAGAAUCUAAGGAGGCAGCUAAGGAGACUCCAGUGGAAAAACCUGCAGAGGCAACUGCAAAGCCAGCUGGAAAACAAUCUGGAAAGCGUGCUGGCCAGGCCAAAGAAGCAGAAAAGGUAGCUGCGCUUAAAGCCACUGCAGCGGUAGAAGCCACUGCAGCGGUAGAAGCCACUGCAGCGGUAGAAGCCACUGCAGCAGUGGAAGCCACUGCAGCAGUGGAAGCCACUGCAGCGGUAGAAGCCACUCCAGCACCAGAGACUAUCCCACCAGCCGAUGUUCCCUCGACAUCUGAAAUCACUCCAGAAGUCACAUCCAACACAGCACAAGAAGCAGAAAAACCCGGGGAGCAGCCAACGAAAUAACCCAUGAGCUUAUUACGUUAAACGUUUCAUAUUUUUAUGUUUGAUGUAGCGUAUAAAGUAAGCUAAAAAAUUUAUUAAAUUAUUUAUGUUCGCUUCUGGUCGCCCAAA